Molecule: messenger RNA, 2139 nt
Organism: Phyllotreta striolata
Lineage: Eukaryota; Metazoa; Arthropoda; Insecta; Coleoptera; Chrysomelidae
Source: the annotation of a GenBank genome assembly
AUCGAGCAUAUCUUUAUGCUAAUAUCAUGGCAACUGGCUUCACCUAUCGAUUCAUUGGAAGAAAUAUUCCAAAAAAUGCAUUAGUCAGACGGUAACAUUUAGAUAUUGGUUACGAAACACUAAACACUGGUUAGGGGAUAAGCGUUUUUCAUAUAAAUUUCCAAGGAAGUAAUAGAUCGUUAUCCAGUCGUAAAAAUGAAAUUAUCAGUGAUCUACAUCCCCGUUCUCGUGAUCUUGCUAUCAUGCAGUGCCAACAGCGAAGAAGAAUCUCUUAAAAAUUCUGUGGUUUCGAAUAUGCGAACGGGCGUCGGGAAAAUCUUUCACAUUGUGGGCGAUUCUAUGUCUAGUUCUUAUAAAAAAUUAACUUUGGUGCUCGGAGCUAGAGGAGUACCCAAGCCGAAAAAAAAGAGCAAACCAGCGACUACCAGAAAAGCCAAAGGCCCAACAAAAAGACCACAUCAGUCAGUUGAUAAGGGAGCUUUUGAGAGAACAGAUGAUUUGUUAUCAUCACAGUGGUACAACGGACAUAGAAACAACGAAACUCAUCUAACUCCUAAGCCUAAGGUUAAAAGUACUAAAUUAACGACAGUAGCCAAAUCCACCAAUAGUAAAAAAUCCACAACAGCAUUGUUCCAAAUCCGAAAUCAUACUCCCUAUCCGAUAUACUUUAGCGAUGGAUCCAACGCGGAAAAAGAGCCCAAACAAGUAAAACAAGUAAAACAAGUAAAACCUGUAAAACAAUUACCGGUAUUGAAACUUAGCAAACAGUCCGCUGAGAAAAAAGUAAAGCUUUUUUCUGAGUCAUUAUCUGUUGAAGGUUUAGACAAAAGCAAUUCGAAAGAAACGCAUUCAUCCACUGGAUCUGUCGGAUUUCCGGAAUCUAUGGCACCCGUAGCACCUAUACCGACGCCCGGUACGAUGGAACAACCAAAAACUGGUUCGAAAUUCGAGUUUACCAGUCUAUCAGAUUCGUUCGGUUCGAGAGAAGAUUCUCUAUUUGAUGGCAACAGAUUUUCCUCAGAGAACAAACCGUCUCUUAUCGAAUAUCCAGCUAAUAUACGAAAGAUAGGCGAUAAACGCGAUUUGAAAGGUGUGUCUGAAGGAGAACCUCAGCCUACCAAAAACGUAAGUCAAUCUGUAGGCCAUGCAAUCACCUACGGCUUUACAGGUAUUAGCCGUGCACUAGGUGUAAGUGAAGAAGUUCCCGAUAGGCUGAACUUUAAAUUAGGGAAAUCGAAAAGCCUCUUGGACCAAGGCGUAUUGAACGACACACUUAAAGAACCCUUGCCUAUUCAAUACACCGAAAAAUUGAAAACAAUUCUCAAUGAACAAAACUCGGUAGUUCUUCCGUUCGAGCACCGACAAAAUAUCGAUAAAGUUGAGAAAACCAGGUUGGAAAAUAUAAAGAUUGUGGAGCAACCGUUUGAACAUGAAGAUGAAGAGGUUCUAGCGCCUACUCAAAUAGAACUCGCUAAAUCCACGGAGGCUGCAGAAACUGUUGAACCUAUUGAACCCUUGGUUAAGUUGAUUGAAGCAGAAUUAAAUAUUUCUGUAACUGAUGCAACAAAAUUAACAAGUUACAGUACAGAUGCUACCAAGAUUUCCAGUACAGAUGCUACCAAAACUUCCAGUACAGAUGCUUCCUUAUCUAGCAGUGCUAAACCGAUAUUAGGAGUAACUAAUGUCGCUACUAGUACAGAAGAUCCUAUAAGUGUUUUCAGUGGUAGCAGUAACAGUAAAACUCAAACAGGAAAAAUAAUAAGGACACCUGAUCAUAAUUUACCACCGGUCAACGACUAUGCAUACGAUUUAAUACAAUACGCAGUAAUGGGACAGGUCAAACCAGUCACUGAAGAAGGUUCCGUCAGUAGUUUUAAAUUACGAGGUCCGCCACCUAUUCCGGUUCCGAGAGUGAGAACUGUCAUUCUCGAUACAGAAACUACUGACUUAUUAACUAAUGCAUCUAAAUCGAAGAUUGUAGGUGUGAGAAAGGUUAAAAGAGAUAGAACAAGAAGCAAAGAAGAUCACAAUCAAAAAAAUGUUGGAGCUACAUAAUAUUUAGUGACUAUAACUCAAAUAUUUUUUAUACUUCUAAUAUUAUUGAAAUAGUCAUACGGAGAAGGUAACAUAUUAUUUUUU